GGAAAAUCCAAGGGGGACUUUUUAUCCAAUACAGCUCAUAGCCUCAUUCUAUGUAUAAUACUCCGCUUGUGUUGGGAUGUAAAGCACAAGCAGUUCGGAAACAACACAAGUCCCUGUUUAAAAUAUUAGCAAUAUGGCGGACAGGCAUCCCAAGCGUCAAAAUGCGGGCAAGGGAAAGGGAAACCAGGGACGGGGGAGAGGUACUGGUAGGAGUUCUGGAGAUCCGAGACGGAGGCAGCCAAGACAACCAGACCUGACAGAAAGAGGGGGAAAUUCAAAGAAAGAGCUACAUCAAAAGAAUGAAAGGUUACUUACAAAACCAGGUCCAAUAUUUAAUUUAACAGUCCACCAGCCGUUUAAAGAGGAAAAUGAGUUUAUGGCUUACUUGCGACAAAGAGAACUACCACCGGAUCUGGACUUUGAGAUUGACUCUUUUAAACCAUCAGGAUUUAGUACGUUAAUUUCCAUUCAUUUUCCAAGCAAUACUGCGUACAAAGACUUUAUUACCUGGAUUCGUGAAACCAGAAAAGUUGGAUUUCUCACACAUAUUGAAAGAGUGGAAAUCGCCAGAGCAAGUAAAGAAUUUAUUGAAAAAAAUCUUCAGAUCAUUGAAGAAAAAAGUAAUCAUAUCGUAGCUCUUCAUCAAGAAAAAGUUCUGAAAACCAAAGAAGAACUAUCCACUUUUUGUGGCACUGAACAAAAUAAGAAAAAGACAAAAUAUAUCCCUUUCCAAGAAUAUGAACGCAAAGAAAUGCAUAAAAAUAAAUUGGAAGAAAAGAUUUCUGAAUUGGAAGCGCAGCAAAGGGAAUUUGAAAAGUCGGUUGCAAAAAUCAAAAAGGAAUUUGAAAAGCUCGAGGAUCGCAUGGUUAAACAAAAGGAAAUCGACCAGUUACUUUUGGAAUAUGAUAUAGAGUAUUCCCGACUUGAGCAAGCAUUGCCAAUAUAUGCACGUCGCACAGAUAUCGUCGAAACUGUCUUAGAAAACCAAGUAUGUGUUCUUCUUGGCGAGACAGGGUCGGGAAAAAGUACACAAUUGACCCAGUAUCUUUUACAGUCCAAAUUAGCCAAAGAGGGCCGGAUUGUUUGCACACAACCAAGGAAAGUCGCAGCUGCAAGUCUUGCUCAACGUGUUGCCAGUGAGAUGAAGUCAACAGUUGCUGACGUCAUUGGUUAUCAAUGUGGAAUUCAAACAAAAGUUUCAGCUGAUACAAAGGUUGUGUAUAUGACUGACCAUACACUCCUCAACGAAUGUUUGAAAGACCAGUUAAUGAAAGAGUACUCUUGCAUCAUAAUCGACGAGGCACACGAGCGAAGCAUAUAUACAGACAUUUUGCUUGGAAUGAUAAAGAAAUGCUUGCACCAAAGACCGAAAUUGCGUGUCAUUGUGACCUCUGCAACAAUCAAUCCUGACGUCUUUGUACAAUAUUUCAACGGUUGUCCGGUAAUCAGGGUUUCAGGUAGAAUGUAUCCUGUCGAUAUUAUUUGGAAUUCAUAUUCUGAAGAAGAUUUGGAAGAUUUUGAAAGAAAAGCAGUUGAGAAAACAUUGGAGAUUCAUGAUAAGGAACCACCUGGUGACAUUCUUCUUUUUUUAACAGGGCAGUUGGAAAUCGAGCGAUGCAUCGAGACACUGCAGUGGGAACUGAAAGAUAGAUCGGAUCAUUGCAUUUUACCAUUACAUGGAAAACUCCAAACAGAAGAACAGAACAAGAUUUUUAAAGAAACACCUCAAGGGAAAAGAAAAAUUGUUAUUUCAACCAAUGUGGCAGAGACUUCUGUCACAAUUCCUGGAGUAAAGUACGUUGUUGACACGGGACUUGCCAAGGAAAUGCGUUAUGAUCCUGAUAAAAAAGUAAAUUCAUUAAAAGUGGUUAAAAUAACCAAAAGCUCUGCUGAUCAAAGAAAAGGAAGAGCUGGAAGAACUUCCCCAGGCAAAUGUUUUCGGUUUUACUCCAUAGAAGAUUACAACAAUAUGACUGCAGCGUCAGUUCCUGAAAUUCUUAGAAUUCACAUAGGCCACGCCAUUCUUAAAUUAUUACAACUUGACGUAAAUCCCAUUGCCUUUGAUUUCGUAGAACCACCUCCAAACAAUUCUAUGGAAACAGCUUAUCAGCAAUUGGUAAUGUUAGGGGCAGUCAAGGAAGGGAAAAUUACUAAUCUUGGAAAAUGGAUUGCAAAGCUUCCUUUGGAUCCGAACUUGGGAGUCCUUGUUUAUAAUGCUAUUCAAAAGAAAAUUGGGUUGGAAGCAAUAAUUAUUGCGGCAUCGUGCACAGUGAGUGGAAAUCUUUUCUACAGAGCAGGAACACAGGAACAGAAAGAUACGAGCGAUAAACUCAAAAUACAAUUUUGUCACAGCAAAGGAGAUCAUUUCACGUUUCUUAACGUCUUUAAACGUUGGCAUUACGUAGAAGAAAAAGAAAAAAGACAGUGGUGCUUAAAUAACUCGAUAAACGGAAGGGCUAUUCGAAACAUUCGAGAUACGGUCAACGAAAUCAAAUUUAUUCUUAAUAAAGAAAUGAAAAUACCAAUCAAAUUUGAACUGAAAGAUAUUACUAGUAAUGAGGAAACGUUACAAAAACUUUUAUUCAAAGCUUUUCAAGCAAAUCUCUGUUACUUUCUCGGACACGAAAAAGCUGGUUACCAUUUUAUUGACAAAAAUCAACAAAUGAUUAUUCAUCCGUCGGCAUCUUUUCAAUCUCUUGCAUUGUAUCCAAAAUGGGUAAUUAUAGAGAAAGUUUUGAACACUUCACGAGAAUAUGCUGUAAAUAUAACGGAAGUGAAUGAAAAAGAUGUCGAUGAAGCUUUAGAGAAAGGAGAACUAGAAUUUGAUAUCACCGAUAUUAAGAGGAAACGUCUACAACAAAUUCAUAAAGAAUAUGUGGGACAACAACUCCAAAGACAAUUUGUUGGUCCAAGAUGGAAGCAUGCAAAAGACGUUGAGAAGAAAUUGAAGACUGAAAACAAAGAUUCAGUAUUUGUCAUUGACGCUGAUAGAGACAAAGGGGAAGUUGCGAUAUAUGCACCAGAAGAUAAAGUUAACGCCUCAAAGGAGGCACUGAAAAAUUCACUGGAUCCCAUAAGGGAGAAAAUACGAAACGAAACGAAAAACAUCCCCAUUUUCCCAAGAUGUUAUAAUGUUAAAGUAUUAAUAGGACCAGGUGGGGAAAUAAAAGACUUAUUGUCAGAAAAUGAUUUUAAUUCCGUUUUUGUUUAUUGCUCGGACAAUGAAUUCGAUUGUGAUGAAGAAAUGUUAGAUUGGCUGAAUCAGUUUGGUGAGAUUGACGAGUUUGUAAAAAAGUCCCCUGCUAAUAAAAAUAAGAGGUAUAGAGGAGAAGUUAUUUUUAAAAGUAGUAGUUCUGCGAAAAAGGCAGUUGCAGCUACGCGCGAAAAAACAUCAAAACUUCAAGCAAAGCCACCUUUUUGGAAAAUCGAUGACUCGGGCUUAUUUAAAGCCAAACUUCAGUGGUGUCGGAGAAAACCGCAACCGUACGGGUUUGUUCAGAUUAAAAACGAAGACACAUUGAACACAAUUUUGACACUUUGUUCCAUGGUUAAAGUGUCAGUGGGUGGAACGCAAGUUAGGAUCAGUCAAAGUAGGGAAAAGAUCGACGAAUUAUAUGUUCAAGGCAUCAAUGAUCUAGUCAACGAAGAUAUUUUGCGAGAGGGAAUACUUGAAGCUUUUAAUAUAUCAGAUGAAGACGUCGGAAGAACUUUUAUACCGCGGAAAAGAAUAUUUACAACUCCAGACAUCCUGGAUAUUCACAGAAGACGUUUAGAACAACAAAUUGGUCAAUAUGUGGAUAAAGAGAAGUUCCGAAUUUUUCUCCGCGACCCUGGUCCUCGUGACUUUGAUUUUACUGGGUAUGUCACCUUCAACGACCCAGAGGAAGGUAACGAAACCUGCACAAAACUUCACAAUAAAAUUACCGUAGGUGAUAACGUUGUCUCUGUAAUUCCGGAGGUCCAUUCACGUUUGUACGUUUUGGAGCGUGUGUUUAAACGUGUUGAAAAGGAAAUCAAAGAUUUUUGCGGUAAAACAAGAAAAGAAGAUAGAGUGACAAUUGAUAUAAAACAAAAUUCGACUGGAAAUUAUAUUCUAGGGAUAGAUGCAGACAAUGUUGACAAGAUGAUAAAAACAAGAUAUGAUAUUCAAAGUCUCCUUCAAGGUCAAACUUUAGAUAUGGAGGCUAUUCCAUCGCUGAGACGCAUGUUUUCAUGGGAAGGUAGAAGUAAAAUUGAUAAAAUCAUGGGAAAGACCCACACCCUGAUAAUUCUAAAUGACAGAAAUACGUCAAUCUCCAUCCAUGGUAAAGAAUCCGAUCGCUCAUUGGCUAUUGAAAAAAUUGAAAAGCACAUCAAUAAGCUGGUUUCCUCAAGGUCACGGGUAGUUGACCUUAAAGGCGAGCUGCAACCGCCAGGUUUGAUGAAAAGAAUAAUUCAAAUGCAUGGUAUAAAUUUACAAGGAUUGAAGAAUAGUACACAUCUUGUAAGUGUAGAACUUGAUCACAGAAAACAUAGAAUAAAGCUUCUUGGAUCGGAAGAUGCCUUAGAAGUGGCAGUGAAGGACAUUGAAGACAUAACAAAAACUUUAUUGAAAGCGAAUCAAAACAAUAUGCCAUCGAGUGAUCCAGAGUGCGGAGUUUGCCUCAGUGUGGUUAGCGAAAGUAACUUAUAUAGACUAGAAUCAUGUGGACAUCCGUAUUGCAGAGAAUGUGUAAAACUGCAUCUCGAUUCGGUACUGAGUACCAAAGAUUUCCCUCUCCGAUGCUGUCAUAAAGGCUGUGAAAUGCUAUGGACAUGGAGUGAUAUCAACAAUAUGAAAAACUUUGGAUUUUGCACGUUGCAAACCUUGAUAAAUGCAUCCGUUUCUUGUUAUGUAGCAAAGAACCCAGACAAAGCAAAAUAUUGCAUCACACCUGAUUGCCAAAUGGUCUACAAAGUAUGCACGGAAGGAGGAAGUAGGUUUGUUUGCUUACUUUGUCAAGCAGUGAUAUGUAGUAGAUGCCAUGUAGAGUACCAUACAGGUCAAUCUUGUACAGUGUACGAAAGAAAGAAGCAAAUUGACGAGCAUGGGCUUCAAGAAUGGCUGGACCGUGAUCGCCUAAAUCGUGAUCUCUGCCCGAAGUGUUACGUGUUAAUCGAAAAACAUGGUGGCUGUCUGCAUAUGCAUUGCACAAAAUGUAAUAUUCACAUCUGUUGGUUGUGUAAGGCUAUUUUUGAAUCUAGUAAUGAGUGCUAUGCCCAUAUGUUGGAGAAUCAUGGGACUUUUAUGUGAUUUUAGCGUGUUGUUCUAUCGAUUGACACAUCAGAUAGAUUUGCGGGAAAUUGUCAUGAAUGAGAAAAUGUGUUUUCCUUGGAGACACGUUUUAGUAAAGAUUUACACCGAUUUUUAAGGUUUUACUGUGAAUUGUUUUCAUGUAUUUAAAAAAAUGGGUUUUAAAUUUGUUUUGCCAAUACCGUGUCUACUUUUUGAUUUACUUUUUAACCACAUUUUUACACUGAAUUUUAUCCAUAGCAACUGUCAAUUUUAAUUUAUUUUUAUUUGUUAAGUGGAACGUUACGGUAUAUCAUAUUCUGUAUUGUUUAACAGCUCUAUUCUAUAAUGAAGUUUUCAGAUGAUACACCAUGUAUAUUAUGGGUUGAAGUAUGUUUUUUUCGUAGUUAAAUAUAAAUGUUAAUCCUGGUGUUAUCAACUUUUUUUACUCUGUGUUGUUUACUAUUUUAAUUGUUUCCUGUACCUCAUGAAAUAUUUUAUACUUUCUUUAUUCUAGACAGUGUAUUUUUUGACAUUUGUUUUAAAUUACAUCUAUCGAUUAAUGGUUUAUGUAAAUUUAACCUUUUUGUACUUUGUUAUUGCAUUAGAAGUCUUAACUUGUAGCAUGUUGCACUCGAACUUUUCAGGAAAAAACACACUCUAGGUCAAUUUCGAAAGGAUUGACCCAUUAAUUUUUUUUUUUCGUGUCGAUCCUGACAAUAAUAAUUCCACUGAUUUGUAUAUAUUGAUGACCUAUCUAGAUCGCAUACAUUUUUUCCUGCUUCAUCGCGAUAGACCUUUCACUUUUGGUUUAGUGUCUUGAACAUUCUUGGCUAUUUCUAUGAACUUAUUCUGUUCGUUUUUUCAUAAUAUUGAAUAUAUCGUGUACCCAACUGCACUUUUCUUGCUCUGUUGUUCACCAUGAUGUAAUUUUCUUGUGAAUUGAUAAAUAAAACAUUAAAAAAAACUA
Magallana angulata is the source of this 6221-nucleotide messenger RNA. RefSeq lists its product as uncharacterized. The coding region runs from base 134 to 5272 and encodes 1712 amino acids. Lineage: Eukaryota; Metazoa; Mollusca; Bivalvia; Ostreida; Ostreidae. Gene Ontology annotation, molecular function: RNA binding; zinc ion binding; ATP binding. The transcript is spliced from 3 exons. Gene Ontology annotation, biological process: spliceosomal complex disassembly. The record is from RefSeq and is a predicted model, not a curated record. Gene Ontology annotation, cellular component: catalytic step 2 spliceosome; intracellular anatomical structure.